Messenger RNA from Empidonax traillii (willow flycatcher), 1439 nucleotides. Its product is annotated as GON-4-like protein. The transcript has 14 exons. The annotation marks the transcript as partial. Gene Ontology annotation, biological process: regulation of DNA-templated transcription. Lineage: Eukaryota; Metazoa; Chordata; Aves; Passeriformes; Tyrannidae. Gene Ontology annotation, molecular function: transcription coregulator activity. The record is from RefSeq and is a predicted model, not a curated record. Gene Ontology annotation, cellular component: nucleus.
AUGGCGCUGGCGCUGAAGAUGCUGCCCUGCAAGAAGCGCCGGGCGGCGGCGGCGGCGGCGCCGGAGGACGCGGAACCGCCGGGCCCCGGGGACGGCGGCGAUGGGAAGGUCCCCAAGCUGUUCACAGAGGUGGAAGUGAGUUCCCAGAGGGACCCCUGUCCCCCUGAAAACCCCGAGUCUCCCGGGAGGAGCUCCCUGCAGGUGGCUGGAAGGAAUCCUGCCGCGACGAAGCCACCGAAGAACCCCAGGCCUGAGGAGCAGGACGGGGAGGACACGGAGAGGAGGAAGAGGAGGAGGAAGGCAACCAAAAGGAAAAGAGAAGGGAAGAGCCAGGAGGAGGAGGGGGCUCUGUCCUGUGACAUCAAGCUGGACGACACCCUGGACCGCACCUUGGAGGACGGGGCCAAGCAGCACAACCUGACCGUGGUCAACGUGAGGAACAUCCUGCACGAAGUGAUCACAAAUGAGCACGUGGUGGCCAUGAUGAAAGCAGCCAUCAGUGAGACAGAGGAUAUUCCUCUGUUUGAGCCCAAAAUGACUCGUUCCAAGCUGAAGGAAGUUGUGGAGAAAGGGGUGGUGAUCCCCACGUGGAAUAUUUCCCCCAUCAAGAAGGCGAACGAGGCGAAGCCACCUCAGUUUGUGGACAUCCCCCUGGAGGAGGAUGAUUCAUCUGAUGAGGAAUACCAGCCUGAGGAUGAGGAUGAGGAUGAGACUGCAGAAGAGAGCCUGCUGGAGAGCGACGUGGAGAGCACGGCCUCGUCCCCCCGCGGGGCCAAGAGAUCCCGGACGUGGCGCUCGUCAGACGAGGAGGGGGGCACUCCCUGCGAGGUGGAGAAGGUCACCCCCCCUGUGGUGAGGCACAUCAGCGCCGAGGUCGUCCCCAUGGGGCCUCCCCCACCUCCCAAACCCAAGCAGAGCAAGGACAGCACGUUCAUGGAGAAGCUGCACGCCGUGGACGAGGAGCUGGCCUCGAGCCCCGUGUGCAUGGACUCCUUCCAGCCCCUGGAGGACAGCCUGAUUGCCUUCAGGACCCGCUCCAAGAGGCCCCUGAAGGACGUGCCCCUGGGGCAGCUGGAGGCCGAGCUGCGCGCGCCCGACAUCACCCCCGACAUGUACGACCCCAACACGGCCGACGACGAGGAGUGGAAGAGGUGGCUGGGGGGGCUCAUGAACGACGACGUGGAGAACGAAGAUGAAGCUGAUGAUGAUGAUGACCCCGAGUACAACUUCCUGGAGGAUCUGGACGAGCCGGACACGGAGGAUUUCAGGAACGACCGUGCUGUGAGGAUCACCAAGAAGGAAGUGAACGAGCUGAUGGAGGAGCUGUUUGAGACAUUCCAGGACGAGAUGGGUUUCUCCCACGUGGAGGACGAAGGCCCCGAGGACGAGGACGUGGUCACCGAGCCCCGGCCCAACUUCAACACCCCCCAGGCUCUCAG